Molecule: messenger RNA, 5199 nt
Organism: Chinchilla lanigera (long-tailed chinchilla)
Lineage: Eukaryota; Metazoa; Chordata; Mammalia; Rodentia; Chinchillidae
Gene: Lpin1
Product: lipin 1
Exons: 21
Coding region: 187-3039 (950 amino acids)
Biological process (GO): triglyceride biosynthetic process; cellular response to insulin stimulus; positive regulation of transcription by RNA polymerase II
Cellular component (GO): mitochondrial outer membrane; nucleus
Molecular function (GO): transcription coactivator activity; phosphatidate phosphatase activity
Source: RefSeq, a predicted model, not a curated record
GCUGCUCUCGCAGCCCCCACAAGCAGGGCACGGGACAGCGGGCAGUGGAGGCCCCCGGCGAGGGGGAGAGGCGAGGGGGCUGUGUGGGGGCAGGGGCGCUGGCCAUGCCCGCCCUGACCACAGCCCCUCAGGGGCGGCCCCGCCUGCUGUGGGCCAGGGGCUUCGCACGGACCCAGGUCAGGGUCCAUGGGUGCUGAACAGGGCCUACCCGGUGCCUUCGCAGAGACAGAGACACAGCACCCCCGGGCUGCUAAGGCUCAGACCAUGAACUACGUGGGGCAGCUGGCCGGCCAGGUGUUCGUGACGGUGAAGGAGCUCUACAAGGGACUGAACCCCGCCACCCUGUCGGGGUGUAUUGACAUCAUCGUCAUCCGCCAGCCCAACGGGACCCUGCAGUGCUCUCCGUUCCACGUCCGCUUUGGGAAGAUGGGCGUGCUGCGCUCCCGGGAGAAAGUGGUUGACAUAGAAAUCAAUGGGGAAUCUGUGGACUUGCACAUGAAACUGGGGGACAACGGAGAAGCGUUUUUUGUGCAAGAGGCGGAUAACGAUCAGGAGGUGAUCCCCACGUACCUGGCCACGUCCCCCAUCCUGUCAGAGGGCGCCUCGCGCAUGGAGUGCCAGCUGAGGAGGAACGCGGCGGACAGGACCAGGGGCCUGGACCCCAGCACCCCUGCCCCGGCCCUGCCCCCCAGCGAGGCCCCCUCCGGCAGCUCGCUGGCGAAGAAGAGGAGGAAGCGCAGGAGGAAGUCCCAGCUGGACAGCUUGAAAAGAGAUGACGCCACCAACACGUCCGAGGACGAGGACAUGUUCCCCAUGGAGAUGAGCUCGGACGAGGACGCGGGGCUGCCCGACGGCAACAGAGCGCUGUCUAGUGACGCACCUCCGUUCCAAGAUGAACUUCCUAAGGAAAACCUCCCUUCAAUCUCGCUGUACCUGCAGUCGGCACCGUACCCCAGUUCAGACAGAGAGUGGUCCCCCUGCCCCAGCCGAGCAGACUGCCAGAGGGCGCCCCCUCAGCCCGAGCCUGCCGCGGAGGGGGGCCUGUCCAGCUCCUGCCCGCCACAGUCUUCCUACCUGCAUGCUUCCGAAAGCCCUGCAGGCUCGCGGCCCUCCACCCCGAAGAGUGACUCCGAGCUGGUGAGCAAGGGCAGCGACCGCGCGGCGCCCAGGAGCAACCUGGAGAUGCUGUGGUUGUGGGGAGAGCUGCCGCAGGCCGCCAAGUCCUCUCCGCACAAGAUGAAAGAACCUAGCCCACUGAGCAGUAGAAAGAUAAGUGACAAAACCCACUUCCAGGCCAUCCACAGCGAAUCCUCAGAUACCUUCAGCGACCAGUCGCCGACACUGGCUGGGGCGCUGCUCACAGAUCUGAGUCGGCCGCAGCCAGAGAUGCAGCUGGUGACUGAGGAGGACCUCGAGGCCCUGGGAGCAGCUGCCCCACCUGUGCCAGUGACCGAGGAGCCCAAACCCCCAGCUACCAGCGUGGCACAGCCGGUGAGCAAGACGGACUCUCCCCGGAGGAAAGAUAAGCGGAGCAGACAUCUCGGCGCCGAUGGCGUCUACCUGGACGAACUCACAGACAUGGACCCUGAAGUGGCAGCCCUGUACUUCCCCAAAAACGGAGACCCUUGCGGGCUCCCCAAGCACACCAGCGACCUCGGGCCCCGCUCGGCCAACCAGUCCCCGCAGUCGGUGGGCAGCUCGGGCGCGGACAGCGGCGUGGAGAGCACGUCGGACGGCCUGCGGGACCUGCCGUCCAUUGCCAUCUCCCUGUGCGGCGGCCUCAGUGACCACCGCGAGGUUACCACCGAUGCAUUUCUAGAGCAAGCCGUGUCGUACCAACAGUUUGUGGACAACCCUGGUAUCAUCGAUGACCCUAACCUUGUGGUGAAGAUCGGGAAUAAGUAUUACAACUGGACGACUGCGGCCCCUCUGCUCCUAGCCAUGCAGGCCUUCCAGAAACCUCUGCCCAAGGCCACUGUGGAAUCUAUCAUGAGGGAUAAGAUGCCUAAAAAGGGAGGAAGAUGGUGGUUUUCGUGGCGGGGAAGGAACACCACGAUCAAAGAGGAGAGCAAGCCGGAGCAGUGCCUGGCCGGGAAAGGCCACAGUACCGGGGAGCAGCCGCCACAGCUGGGCAUGGCCACCAGGAUAAAGCACGAGUCGUCUUCCAGUGACGAGGAGCACGCGGCCGCCAAGCCGACCCCCGCCGGCCACCUGCCGCUCCUGACCAGCGUCAGCUACAAGAAGACGCUGCGGCUCACGUCGGAGCAGCUGAAAAGUUUAAAGUUGAAGAACGGCCCCAACGACGUGGUCUUCAGCGUGACCACACAGUACCAGGGCACCUGCCGCUGCGAGGGCACCAUCUACCUGUGGGACUGGGACGACAAGGUCAUCAUUUCCGAUAUUGACGGGACCAUCACGAGAUCGGACACCCUCGGCCACAUCCUGCCCACGCUUGGGAAGGACUGGACUCACCAGGGCAUCGCUAAACUCUACCACAAAGUGAGCCAGAAUGGGUACAAGUUCCUGUACUGCUCGGCGCGGGCCAUCGGCAUGGCCGACAUGACGCGGGGCUACCUGCACUGGGUCAACGAGCGCGGCACUGUGCUGCCGCAGGGGCCGCUCCUGCUCAGCCCCAGCAGCCUCUUCUCCGCUCUGCACAGAGAAGUGAUUGAGAAGAAGCCAGAAAAGUUUAAAGUGCAGUGUUUGACGGACAUCAAGAACCUGUUUUUCCCAAACACGGAACCCUUUUACGCCGCUUUUGGGAACCGCCCAGCUGACGUGUACUCCUACAAGCAAGUGGGCGUCUCUCUGAACAGGAUCUUCACCGUCAACCCCAAGGGAGAGCUGGUGCAGGAGCAUGCCAAGACCAACAUCUCAUCGUACGUGCGGCUCUGCGAGGUGGUGGACCACGUCUUCCCGCUGCUGAAACGGAGCCACUCUUCCGACUUCCCCUGCUCGGACACCUUCAGUCACUUCACCUUCUGGAGAGAGCCACCGCCGCCCUUUGAAAACCAGGGCGUCCACUCCGCCUCAGCGUGACGGGCACCAGGCAGCCCCUUGCAACAGCCUGGGAGCCUGGUGUCCCCGGGACAGACCCAGUGUCGGGAGCCUGCUGUGCCAGCCUGGGUUUAGAGACCGGGAAGCACUUGUGCCCCGCCUCGCCCUGCACCCUGCAACCUGCGCCCUGCGCCCUGCGCCAGGAGAUGCUCUUAAAUGCAAAGUGAUAGACGUGACAGUGUAUUUGCCGGUCUCGUGCAAGGCUGUGCCCCAGGGAUUGGUUCUUGAUGUGCAAUAGGGGUGUCCUGGGGCUGUCCCCAGGGGAGACAGUGCCCCUGUGGAAUCCCGGCAUGCCCAGAGUGUGUAGGCCAGCACUUCUGUGCUGGCGAGGCUCUGCCACCUGGGCACAGCAGGCAUGGCGGGUAGGUGAGGUCUCUGUGGCAUGUGGGUUGCCGUGGGCCACCGUGGGCCGGAGCUGUGGCCCCGGCUUUCAAGCUUCUCCGCAGUUGCUUGCUAGUCUCUUAGAUGAGGCGAUCUUCCCUUCCUUGGGUAAAGACAGCCUUGCCAUUCGCUUAUCCCUGCCCUCUGCUGCACGCAAGGCCAGAAUAUUUUGCCUUAAUACACCUGGGGGCAUGGGAGGUAGGACUAGCCCAGUCCAGCUCGCAGUGACUUCGCAACGCCUUAAACCAAACCACAGUGAGCAGGAGCAAGGGGCGUUUGGAAGUCAGCUCAGCGCUGAUCUGAAGGCGCUGCAGGUAGCAGGAGCUUGAGCAGUACUGGUGGCCAAACCCUGACGACCUCAGUUUUUUUGGGAAGUCUUGAGAGAGACAGAGACGGGGUGGUUUCCAGACAGUCGUUUGGAGAAGUUGAGCUGUAUUCUCCGCGGAUAUUAUUUGUUGCUUUACUCUGAUUGGGUUCCUGUUGAAAGCCUUCCAGCCACAGGCUUUUGGGGACAAAUGUCACAAAUACAUUAAAAGAUGCGUGUGUUAGACCAGUAAGGCGCUCCACCUGCGUGUCUCACACACGCACCCCUUCUGGAAGUACAGAGAAGUUGUUUUUCUUAGCUUUCCUUUCGCACUCAAGUCAAGGGCGGGGGAGAAGGUAGUAUGGGGAGUGGCAUUCUUUAAGCCAGUAGCAGAAGGUUUCUUUAUUUGUUUCUUAAGCUGGCUCACGGAGAGUACAAUGUGAAAAGCUGAAUUAUUUUGCUAAAAGAUUUCACUUUUGUUUUUGAAGUAUUAUUUUUUUAAAGAGUGUGUUUUACUCCAUUGAUAAACUGUUUCCUAUUUAAAUCACAUUGUUAGGUUCUCAGGAGGCAAAAGAACAAACAAAACAGUUGAGAGAAACGUUACUCUUUCUGUGAAAGAAAACCCAGAGUCCUGGCGGCACAGUCUGGUGGGCGUUGGUGGCCGUGUGGGGGACAGAUGGCUUUGUGGACACACACAGGAGGCGAAAAUCAACUGUCACGAGUAGCGGAUUGGUGCCGAGUCGCGGGUGUGUGCAUGCUCAUUGCGCUUGGGAGAUGUCAGCAGCAAUUCAGAAGAGUCCAGCCUCGUCCAGUUCCUCUGGGCUGGCCGCUCACCCGCACAGGCGGUGGCUGACACGCUUGUGCCCUGCGGUUGGGGAUCAAAUCACACGGCUGAGAGUCACCAUUUACCUGUCGGGCAAAUCUGUAGCACGGUUCGCCCCCUUCCAGCCUCCGUGGCCCACUCUGUGCCCGAGCCCUGUGUCCAUCCCUGUCACGCCCACUCCCACCUCACCCACACCGGACCGGUACGCUGUCGAGCUCAUUGUGCACUGACCGGGCUGAGACGCCAGAUGAGGUUUGCGUGUGGCCGCCCCAGGGCUGAGGGGAGUUGUUUUCUCUGUGUCCUCGGGGGUUCCCCAUGGUCACGGGCUGGAUGAACUGUAUCCACACAUUUCAAAGUGGCCCCCACAAAACCAUCACCCCAGAGGUCUUCAGAUGCUGGGCCCCCACGAUGAAGAAAAUGCACCGGGAAACGAGCAAAAGGAUUCCAUCUCCAAGGAGAGUUCCCCUCUGAGUUUGAGGUUCGGAUCGCCACUUUAAAUGUAUUUACUGACACCUACGUUUGUGUAUGCUGGCACCGUGGUGAAAAUCCUGUACUCCUUCAUUGGGUUGUGCUGGAUACAAAGCUAGAAAAUAGUGUAAUAAAUGAGAGGGGUGAAAGACUUCCUUGAAAAUCA